Molecule: messenger RNA, 1383 nt
Organism: Coniophora puteana RWD-64-598 SS2
Lineage: Eukaryota; Fungi; Basidiomycota; Agaricomycetes; Boletales; Coniophoraceae
Product: delta 9-fatty acid desaturase protein
Exons: 6
Coding region: 1-1383 (460 amino acids)
Biological process (GO): unsaturated fatty acid biosynthetic process
Cellular component (GO): endoplasmic reticulum membrane
Molecular function (GO): stearoyl-CoA 9-desaturase activity; iron ion binding
Source: RefSeq, a predicted model, not a curated record
AUGUCCGCUCCGAAGUCCAAGGGCGAGGAAGAGCCCUCCGACGCUAACAUUCCGGACAACUACGUCUCAUACACGCUCAAGCACCAGAAGGCCCUGGAUCCCAUCUCCUGGGACAACUGGUGGCAGGAGCUCAACCUGCUCCACGCUGCGAUUCUCGGGUUGACCCCAAUCAUGGGCAUCAUUGGCGCGUUCGUGGUCCGCUUGCGCUGGGAGACGGCGGUCUGGUCCGUCGUGUACUACUUCAUGACUGGACUUGGCAUCACCGCAGGGUACCACAGACUCUGGGCUCAUCGUUCGUAUAAUGCGUCGAAGCCCCUGCAAUUUCUCCUUUGCAUUCUCGGUGCGGGUGCCGUCCAGGGCUCCAUCAGGUGGUGGGCGCGCGGACAUCGUGCCCACCAUCGGUAUACCGACACUGACCUCGAUCCUUACAACGCACACAAGGGUCUUCUCUGGUCUCACAUCGGCUGGAUGCUUUUCAAGCCUCGUCGCAAGCCCGGUGUUGCCGACAUCAGUGACUUGGCCAAGAAUGAGGUUGUCAGGUGGCAACACCGCCACUAUCUCUUCCUUGUCUUCGGCAUGGGUUACAUCUUUCCCAUGGUCGUCGCUGGCUUGGGGUGGGGCGACUGGAAGGGCGGUUACGUCUAUGCUAGCCUUCUCAGACUUUGCUUUGUCCAUCAUUCUACGUUCUGUGUCAACUCUCUUGCCCAUUACCUAGGAGAUGCGCCUUUCGAUGACAAACACACUCCCCGUGACCAUCUCAUCACUGCGUUGUGCACGAUUGGUGAAGGUUACCACAACUUCCAUCACCAGUUCCCUAUGGACUACCGCAACGCCAUCAAGUGGUAUCAAUAUGAUCCUACUAAAUGGACGAUCUGGUUUACGAGCAAGCUGGGCUUGUCAUCUCACUUGAAGGUGUUCCCCGAGAAUGAGGUCCGCAAGGGUCAGCUUACCAUGCAGCUCAAGCGCCUCCGCGAAAUACAAGAGAAGUUGAACUGGCCCUCGGAUAACAGCCAUCUGCCUGUUAUUUCUUGGGAAAGCUUCCUACAGCAGGCUCAGUCACGGCCACUGAUUUGUAUCGCCGGAUUCAUUCAUGAUGUCGACGACUUCCUGGACCAGCACCCGGGAGGCCGCCACUUGCUCACGAAAUACAUCGGCCGAGAUGCCACUACUGCGUUCUUCGGCGGUGUUUACGACCACAGCAAUGCCGCGCACAACCUACUCUCCAUGAAGCGCGUUGGAGUCUUACUCGGUGGAGCCCCUCACGGACUGGAGGAUAAGGCUAUCCCUCCAAGCCAACGUCUCAGGAUUGCUCACUACAAUGAGAUGGGUGGAAGCGGCUACAGUUCCGCGGCUCUCUCGGACAGCGAAGGCCUUCUGGGCUGA